Orbilia oligospora ATCC 24927 is the source of this 3027-nucleotide messenger RNA. RefSeq lists its product as uncharacterized. Lineage: Eukaryota; Fungi; Ascomycota; Orbiliomycetes; Orbiliales; Orbiliaceae. Bases 1 to 3027 code for a protein of 1008 amino acids. Gene Ontology annotation, molecular function: alpha,alpha-trehalase activity; carbohydrate binding. Gene Ontology annotation, biological process: trehalose catabolic process. The transcript has 3 exons. Gene Ontology annotation, cellular component: fungal-type cell wall. The record is from RefSeq and is a predicted model, not a curated record.
AUGAAGACCCUCACUCGUUUUUCCCUGGUCUCUGUUCUACUUGGCACUUCAACCGCCUUUCCAUGGGCUAAACUGGCCAAGGACCCUUUCCAUGCUUUAGAACGCCGUCAGGUUGAGAAUCCACCACCCAGUGAGAAUGUCUGGUCUGAUGAGCCAUUGGAAACUCCUCAUUGGGACAACAAGACCUUCACUUUAUACACCAACCAACUGGUCCAGAAUGCCUACCAGCACACUCCGUAUGUUGCCAAUGGAUAUAUUGGUCAGCGUUUCGGUGCUGAAGGGCACGGUUUUCAACAGGAUUUCAAUGACACAGAUAAUGAUGGGCCAACCCAACCAGUAAAUGGAUGGCCAUUGGAUAAUCGUCGAGUCACAUUUGGUACCGUCUCUGGAUUCUGGAACAGUCAACCCAAUACAACCCGUACCAACUUCCCUGAGCUUGCUGCGCAGGGUGGUGAAAGCGUCAUCGCAGGCUUGCCAAGCUGGGUGACUAUGUAUCUGAUUACUCCCCUUGGGGAUACCUACGGUCCUGGAACGAAGAACUCCACGAUUUCGAACUUCAUGCAAUCUAUGAGUCUAAGAAACGGGAUCGUGAAGACAUCCCUUACUUGGAGCCCAGCCGGCGGAUGCACAUACGAUUUGACCUAUACUGUCAUGGCAAACCGAUUCCGCGCCAACGUUGGAUAUAUACAACUAGAUGUUGUAGCCAGCCACGAUGUUGAGGUUUCCUUCCUCGACUUGCUCGACGGCAGAGGUGCCCUGCGCACAUGGCCUGCCGGCACCGGGAUGGAAAUGGGAGCAGAAAAUAUCAUCUGGUCCGCCGUUCAUCCCCAUGGCCUCCCUGAUAUCACAGCAUAUGUCUACUCUUCUGUUAAGUUCAGUGGUACUGCUUCCGGUCGCGCUUCGGGAGAAAAUAUCAACUGGGUACCUAAGGAUGUUUCAUCUAUCUCGCAAGUCUUCAAAGCCCGCCUGACAGCUGGCAAGAAAUUCUCUGUCUUCAAAUCGGUUGGCAUUGCAAGCAGUGAGGCGUUCCCUGAGAGUACAGACAAAGUUGCUAGAACAGCAGCAUUGGCCGCUUCAGAUGCUGGCUAUGAUCAGCUACUCUCAGAGCACAACGAAUCCUGGGAUGACUUGUGGGAGGAUGGUAGCAUUCUUGCUGAAUACGACGAAGAACUUCAAAUCAGCUUACAGGCCACCCUUUUCCAUUUGCUCUGUGCAGUCAGGAGUGGGAAGGGCCCCAAACGUCUCGGAAGUGAUGCUUCUAUCUCUGUCGGUGGACUGACCAGUGACAGUUAUGCCGGAUUCGUUUUCUGGGAUGCGGACCUGUGGAUGUACCCAGGCCUCGUUACCAUUUGGCCGGAGUACGCACUCCCAAUCAUAAAUCUUAGGAGUAGGCUACUCGCCCAAUCAGAACGCAAUGCACGCGAAUAUGGAUAUGGUGAGGAUACUGCCGUAUACUCUUGGACAACUGGACGAUUCGGAAACUGCACUGGCACAGGCCCUUGUGUGGAUUAUCAAUACCAUUUGAACACGGACAUUGCGUUCGCGGCAUGGGAGUACUUCCUCAAUACAGGAGAUAUGGACUUCUUACAAAACGAAGGAUGGCCAAUCAUCCGCAAGGUUGCAAAUUUUUUCACCGAAUACGUCACUUUCAUUAAUGGAAGCUACCACACUACAAAUCUUACUGACCCUGACGAGUACGCCAACCACGUGGACGAUGGUGCCUUUACUAACGCUUCUAUCAAGAAGUUGUUUUCUGUCGCUCUUGAUCUCGCAAAAAUGGUCGGCUUCUCUGCUCCAUCAAGCUGGACAAGCAUUGCUCAGAAGAUGUUCAUCCCCUAUGAUGCCGAGGCCGGUAUUAUCCCAGAAUUUACCGGGAUGAAUGGAUCAGUCACUAUCAAGCAAGUCGAUGUCGCUUUGAUAUCCUAUCCUCUAGGAUUCAAAUUUAAUGAUACCCAAGCGCGCAAUGAUCUCUUCUUUUACGCAAAGGCUCAAUCACCGGAUGGCCCAGCCAUGACAUGGUCUAUUUAUUCCAUAGUAUCAGCCGAGUUGAUUGAUACCGGUUGUCAAUCAUGGACACAUGCUCUUCAAGGAUCCCAAACAUAUCUCCGAGCACCUUGGUACCAGUUCUCGGAACAGGUUGACGAUAACGUUCGAACGAACGGUGGAACGAACCCUGCCUUCCCCUUCCUUACCGGUCAUGGGGGUUACCUUCAAGUAUGGACUCACGGGUACACUGGAUUCCGGUCCAUGCAAGACGUUUUCUACCUAGAACCAUCCCUUCCACCCCAUCUUAGUGGCGGUAUUCUCUACAAGACAAUUAAAUGGCAAGGCGCAAGUUUCGAGGUGUACAUUGGUCAACAAAAUACCACAAUCAAGCGUGUUGUUUCCCGAAACUCCUAUCUGGAAUACAAAGGUGCCGUUCCAGUUCGCAUUGGAGAUAAGAAUCCAAAGGCUGGCACGUACCACCUAUUCCUUAACGAAGUUCUUACUAUCCCCACUCGCCUUCCACAUAAAAAUCCACCAUUCCAACCUGGCAACCUCGCUCAGUGUGUUCCUGUUACAAGCAAUGGCACAUGGGCACCAUCUCAUUUCCCACUUGCCGCAGUCGAUGGUAGCAAUGCUACCACCUGGCAGCCAGUUACCAAGGCACCAAGUAGCAUCACUAUAGAUCUUGCAGCUGCCUUUCCUCCAGCCCCGAACAAUGCUCAAAUCUCAAGCGACCGCCGUAAAAUCCGUGAAGUUAUCCUGACCUGGGGUGCGGUCGUCCCAUAUAGCUGGCUUCUUGAAAUUUCUAACGAUACAAAUACUUGGGAACGUGUCUGGGGACAAGAGAAUGUUGCAAUCUCUAUCGAAUGGGACCCCAAGCGAUAUAUCGAGCCUCAGAUAGAGGACGGCAAUAGCACCAGCGUUGUCUUCGACCGAGAGUAUGAAGGGCGUUUCGCUCGAUUGACAAUUGCAGGCAAUCAGGCGAAUCCCAAGGCUAAGUUCGGCGCUACGGUUGCAGAAGUCGCUCUUAUCGGAGCUUGA